GUCAGAGCCCGAGUGCGGAUGCCCAGCCACUCUCAGCCUUAAAGCCACGAGGGGUUGUUGCUAUGGGAAUGGAGAGGGGGCUUGCAGGCAGCAUCUGGAGCCUGUGUCUUUCCCUGUCCGAGGCAGCUGGAUUCGGAGGGAAGCAAAACUAAAAGGAGGUGGCAGAGAGAGACAGAGGCACAGCAAAAUGCAUGCAUGUUAGAGGAGGGACCUUCCCAGAAUGAGAGUACAGUGGGAUACAGAAGAGCGGGGACACCAAACUGUCAGGCAGCGGUGGCUCGGCUGGGUAGGACAGACCUGAUUUUCUGCUCUGAUUGACACUGGAAACAAGUCCGGUGAGAGCCCGGCUGUAGCAAGAUGGGAUCUGCCUCCUCCACUUACCGGCCCAAAUGUAUUUAUUUGGACAUUGAUGGAAGAAUUCAAAAGGUGAUCUUCAGUAAAUACUGCAAUUCCAAAGAUAUUAUGGACCUUUUCUGCAUUGCAACAGGGUUACCGAGGAACACCACCAUCUCCCUUCUGACAGCAGACAACUGCAUGGUGUCCAUCGACCCCACGAUGCCUGCCAACACAGAGAGGUCCCCAUACAAAGUGAUACCAGUUAUGACUGAGCAGCUCUCAGAGAAAGAAGAAUUGUUCCAGAAUUUAUUGGGACAGAUUGCUGAGCAGUUCUCAAGGGUUUUUAAAAUCAAUGAACUGAAAACGGAAGUAGCUAAUCACUUGGCAAUGCUGGAGAAAAAGGUUGAAUUGGAAGGCCUGAAAGUGGUGGAGAUUGAGAAAUGCAAGCGUGACAUCAAAAAGAUGAGGGAGGAAAUGGCAGCAAGGAGCAGCAGGACUAACUGUCCCUGCAAGUACAGCUUUUUGGAUGAAAACAAGAGGCCAGCUCCCCGGAGGGAUGUACCAUCCUACCCAAAGUACAUGCUGUCCCAGGAGACCAUCGAGGCUCUGCGGAAACCGACUUUUGACGUCUGGCUGUGGGAGCCCAACGAGAUGCUGAGCUGUUUGGAGCACAUGUACCACGACCUUGGGCUGGUCAGAGACUUCAACAUCAACCCCAUCACCUUGAAGAGGUGGCUGCUGUGUAUCCACGACAAUUACAGGAACAACCCCUUCCACAAUUUCCGGCACUGCUUCUGCGUCACCCAGAUGAUGUACAGCAUGAUCUCGCUCUGCAGCCUCCAGGAGAAAUUUUCCCAGAUUGACAUUUUGAUUCUCAUGACUGCAGCAGUGUGCCAUGACUUGGACCAUCCAGGCUAUAACAACACGUACCAGAUCAACGCGCGGACGGAGCUGGCCGUGCGCUACAACGACAUCUCCCCGCUGGAGAACCACCACUGCGCCGUGGCCUUCCAGAUCAUCUCCCAGCCCGAGUGCAACAUCUUCUCCAACGUGGACCAGGACCAGUUCAAGCAGAUCAGACAGGGGAUAAUUACGUUAAUCCUGGCUACAGACAUGGCGAGACACGCAGAAAUACUGGACUCUUUCAAGGAAAAAAUGGAAAACUUUGAUUACACAAAUGAAGAACACAUGACCUGUCUGAAGAUGGUGCUGAUAAAAUGCUGUGACAUCUCCAACGAAGUCCGCCCCAUGGAGGUGGCAGAGCCCUGGGUAGAUUGCUUGCUGGAGGAGUAUUUUAUGCAGAGCGACCGAGAAAAAUCCGAGGGGCUCCCGGUGGCGCCGUUCAUGGACCGCGACAAAGUGACCAAACCCACGGCUCAGAUCGGCUUCCUCAAGUUUGUCCUCAUCCCCAUGUUCGAAACAGUGACCAAGCUGUUCCCAGAAGUGGAGGAGGUGAUGCUCCAGCCUCUGUGGGAAUCCAGGGACCACUAUGAGGGGUUAAAACAGAUAGAUGAUGCUAUGAAAGAGCUGCAGAAACAGAAAAGUGAAGGUUUGACCACCGGCAGUACCGAAAAGUGAGCGGAGGCAGCCUUUGAACAAACAAACCACGAGCCUCGAGGCUACUCUGGUUUGAGAAAUGCUCCAUUAGCCAAGCAGAGGUGGUGGCUACAUCAAAAUCCAAGUGGGACCAUGCAGGGAGAGAUGGAUCCACAGCCUGCAGCCUCCUCACAGAGGGGAUGCUGCCAUCGGACACUGCGGGCUCCCAGACCUGGCAGGAUUCCCCAGGCUCCAGCAUUCCCACCACAGCCUCCUAGCAGGAUUCUCCAAACUCCUGAAUCCUCACCACAGCCUCCUGGCAGGAUUCCCCAGGCUCCAGCAUUCCCACCACAGCCUCCUGGCAGGAUUCUCCCUGCAGAUGCUGCUCAGGCUGCAGCACAGCUCCAUCCUCCAGCAGAUCUGCCUUUCUGGUGACCCAGCUGCCCACAGUCUGUAGAGACAAAUCAGAGUUUAGCUAAGGAGCCUUUUCUGGGAAAUGAUGCCCUGGCACCAGGGGUUGUUUUAGUCAAGACACUCUCUGUGUGUGUACAGCAGUGUGCUAAUUACAGCAAAAAUGUUAUACACUGACAAGGGUCCAGGCAUGCAUUUGUGUUUGCCUGGUAGGCCCUAAUGACACAUUUCUCCUCAUUAUUCUCUGAAUUUUAUAGUGUUCACAGUACAUUCAGAAGCCCAGCAUAGUGGAUGCAAUUUUCUUUUUUUUUUUCUACACUAGAAGAAAUCAGAAGAAACCUUAAUGAGUUUGCAGGGUUGCUUUGUACAGCUGGACACCAUGGGAUCCUUCAGCAUGAGCAAAGAAGGGAGCACAAAGCUGAAAAAACCAUGCUGCAAACACAUUUUUAUCCUUGUUGAUGCAAAAAAAAAAAAAAAAAAAAAAAAAAAACCAAAAAAAAAA
Molecule: messenger RNA, 2785 nt
Organism: Serinus canaria (Common canary)
Lineage: Eukaryota; Metazoa; Chordata; Aves; Passeriformes; Fringillidae
Gene: PDE9A
Product: phosphodiesterase 9A
Exons: 18
Coding region: 358-1914 (518 amino acids)
Biological process (GO): cGMP catabolic process
Molecular function (GO): 3',5'-cyclic-GMP phosphodiesterase activity
Source: RefSeq, a predicted model, not a curated record